Messenger RNA from Punctularia strigosozonata HHB-11173 SS5, 282 nucleotides. Its product is annotated as fungal hydrophobin. Lineage: Eukaryota; Fungi; Basidiomycota; Agaricomycetes; Corticiales; Punctulariaceae. The transcript is spliced from 3 exons. Gene Ontology annotation, molecular function: structural constituent of cell wall. Gene Ontology annotation, cellular component: fungal-type cell wall. The annotation marks the transcript as partial. The record is from RefSeq and is a predicted model, not a curated record.
GUUCAGACUGCCGUGCCUACGGCCACGACCGCCAGCCAAUGCAACACCGGGUCCAUUCAGUGCUGCAACUCCGUCCAGAAUGCAUCCAGCUCUAAUUCCAACUUUCUGCUCGGCUUGUUGGGAAUCGUCGUGUCUGGGGUUGACGCGCUGGUUGGUAUCACAUGCUCCCCCAUCACAGUCAUUGGUCUUGGCAACAGCGGCUGCUCUGCCAACCCCGUUUGUUGUGAGAAUAACAGCUUCGGCGGCCUCAUCUCUCUUGGCUGUGUUCCGAUCACUUUGUGA